This is a messenger RNA of Oncorhynchus gorbuscha (pink salmon), 2269 nucleotides long. It is a transcript of the gene bdh1, whose product is annotated as 3-hydroxybutyrate dehydrogenase, type 1. The record is from RefSeq and is a predicted model, not a curated record. NCBI's taxonomy places the organism in Eukaryota, Metazoa, Chordata, Actinopteri, Salmoniformes, Salmonidae. The transcript has 5 exons. Gene Ontology annotation, molecular function: oxidoreductase activity. Bases 402 to 1487 code for a protein of 361 amino acids.
UUCUGUUUUUUGAUUACAGGCUCAAAAUGGCCAGAAACGAAGACUUUCUUCUGAAACUAUUCUUGGAAUGUAAAUCACAGAACAUAUACGUAGUGGCAGCUGCAGAGAAGUAGCUGGACAUACAAGAUUUGACUUCAGAAGAGUUACACGGUGUGUUGAGUGGUGGUUUUCUGCCCUGGUGUUGCAGGAGUAGAUAUGGUCAAAGUAGUGGAAUGGGGAAGUGAGUUUUUAAUUAGUGUAGUUAGUUGAAAUGGUGUUUAUUUUAUAUUUUUCCCAUUUUGUAUCACAGUAUAAUGGCUUUAUAUUAUAGUCCAGUUGGUGGCGGUAAUGCAACACAUUGGAUGCCAACCGCCGUUAAACCCCGAAGAAGAAGUUAACAGCACAGAAGUUUUAAUAACGAAAUGGCUUCGCUUCCUUUCGUUCGAGGGGCUCUACUCGUGUCGUUUUCGGUUCUUUUGACUGUAGUUCUGGGGUUCGGACUCCCAGCGUUGCUGAAUGCUGUCGCUAAAUGCUGUGGUUUUCCUGAGACCAGUGUGUCAGAGUGCAUAGUCGGGGUGUAUUUCAUUUUUGUACUCUAUGUCGCGACACCACGGAUACCCAGAGGAACGAUAGAGGUACAGGGAAAGGCCGUAUUCAUCACAGGCUGUGACAGUGGUUUUGGUCAUGCCACGGCUAAGCACCUCCACAAACUGGGCUUCACUGUCUUCGCUGGGUGUCUGUUCAAGGAUAAGGGUGGGGAGGGGUCCAAGGAGCUGGAGGAGAUGCAGUCAGAUCGGAUGAAGGUGGUUCAGCUGGAUGUCUGCAGUGAGGAGCAGGUGAACAGAGCUGUGGACUAUGUCAACACACACCUGGCCGACUCACAGAGAGGUCUGUGGGCGGUGCUGAACAACGCAGGCGUGUCUACGUUUGGAGAGGUGGAGUUUACGACCAUGGAGACGUACCGACAGGUGUCAGAGGUCAACCUGUGGGGGGUUAUCAGGGUCACCAAGGCCCUCCUGCCCCUCAUCCGUAGGGCCAAAGGUCGUGUGGUCAACCUGGCCAGUAUGUAUGGGCGGAUGGGCAAUGCCCUGCGUUCUCCAUACUGCGUAUCUAAAUAUGGCGUGGAAGCGUUCUCCGACUGUCUACGUUACGAGAUGAAGGCCUGGGGGGUCAAGGUCUCCGUCAUCGAGCCGGGGAACUUCAUUGUGGCAACGGGCAUCCUGACCCGGGACAUUGUGGCGACCACGGCUGAUAAACUGUGGCGCGAGGCGCCCCCUGGUGUCCAGGAGGACUAUGGCCACGCCCACUUCGACAAGCACAUGGCUCUGAUGAGGUCAUACUGUAGCAGCGGACAGAAAGAUGUCCAGCCCGUCCUAGAUGACAUCACCGACGCCAUCACUUCACGCCGCCCGUUCACGCGCUAUAACCCCAUGGAGCCUCACUGGUGGAUCAGGAUGCAGGUGAUGACACACCUACCGGCCGCCAUCUCUGACCGUCUCUACUUCUGAACUGGAGAAUCUCCAAUCGUCUCCAUACGUACAGUGUAUCCUAUUGCAUUAGGGUUCCGUUCCACUUUAGAGUCUAAAAUUGGGGAAUUCCCUAUGGAAAAUUACAAGCGAUCGAUUCUCAAUAUGUUAAUCUAAUUUGAAUGAAUUUCCUGACUUGACUGAUUUUUAACAAUUUCUAGUCUCCUUUUGAUCAUGAGAUCAAGAGACCACUGCUGUAGCUAAGGAUUCAUUCACACUGGAAAUCUCAGUGAUUGAGCCAUUUUGAACAUUAUGCACUAUUGUCCUAUCUACAAUAUAUACGUUAUUCACCCCCUUGGAAAUGGGAUCUUUUCUUCUUCUUAAGUAAUAACUGAAGCUGUAAUAUUCAAGUGAUGAAGCUGAUGUUUGGAGGUUAUAUUGGCGCGAGUGUUAGGCUCGAGGUGAACACCAGCUCCCAGGGCAUUAUCACUUUUAUACGGUUUAUUAACAUAUUUUCAGAAACAUUAUUUUAAUGAAUUUACUCAUACAGUUUCAUCCUUCCGCGAGAUAUAGUCCCGACACAAAUCUGGGGUUGCUACCCAAGCCGGCUGGUUGUUCAUUCUAUCGGUUCGGUUGCCAGAGACGCGACCCAGUCGUUGUCCUUUUGUUCUGUGUCUAUGGACGCGACCCAGUCGUUGUCCUUGUUGUUCUGUAUCUGGGGACGCGACCCAGUCGUUGUUCUGUAUCUGGGGACGCGACCCAGUCGUUGUUCUGUAUCUGGGGACGCGACCCAGUCCUUGUUGUUCUGUAUCUGGGGACGCGAC